Molecule: messenger RNA, 1356 nt
Organism: Neolamprologus brichardi
Lineage: Eukaryota; Metazoa; Chordata; Actinopteri; Cichliformes; Cichlidae
Source: RefSeq, a predicted model, not a curated record
AUGGAGGCCGGUCAGUACUACAUAACUGGAGCUGUAAACAGAUUCAUCAGGCCACAGCCCGCUGACACUGUCAACAAUGACCCAAACACAAAUCAGGAAUCUGCAGCUGAAAUCAAGCACCCUCCCUCUGACUCAACAGAGGGUGACAGUAGCAGAGAAGGUGUCGAGGAGGAGCAGCUUGUCGCAACAUCCUCUCUGCUGAGCUCGUCUCGCCCCGUUGUCGAAUGGGAACUUUGCACCACAGAAAUCGAGUUAGGGGUUGAUGAAGAAAACAUGCAGUACAAAUCCCAGCUGAGAAAAGUCGACGAGAGCAAAGAGGAUGGUGAGGGCAAGAGAGAGGACAAGACAGGAAAUGAUUCAAGAGCAAAAGAAGACAAACGACAGACGAUGGAGAUCGAAAAAAUGCCCACUUGUGCAGGACUUGCAGGGCCUGGAAAUGAUGAACAUGAACAUGCCGCUUCUGGACCCCAAAAUUUUUCCGAGGUUGCAACAUGCCAAGAAACAACUGAGGAGGAGACUGAUGCUGAGAAUGCAACGGAAGACCUUGAAGCAGAAGACUCUGAGAGAAAAGAAGAAGAUGAUGAUAAACUGUGCAGUGAAGAUGAGCGAGAGUUAAAAGCAGAAAACACUGAGGUAAAAGCAUGCAUAGCUGCAGGUAUAAGUCCAGAUGAUAUGGAUCACAUGCAGAAAGGAGAGUUAGAGGUACAGGAGCAUGAUGCAGUGUUAUUGGAUGAUCUUUCAGGAAGGGAGGAACUUGUUAAAGAAACCCGACUGAAGGAAGAAAAUGCUAAAGCAGAUCAUGAAAAGGAACAAGAUUUAGUAGCAGAAGCCACUGAAGUAACAGAGGAAUAUAACAACAUGCACUGUGAUGAUGACAAUUUGGUAGCAGAAAACAAUGCGUUCAAAGUAUGCAUGACAAAAUGUCCAAAAGAGGAGGAUUACGUACACGAAGGGGAAGGAGAGGUACAAAGGAUUGAUGCGGUGACACCAGAUCAUCAUCCAAGAGAGGACCAAAUUAUCAAAGACACCCAAAUAAAGGAAGAAGAUGAUACAUUUCAUCAUGAAGAAGAGCGAGAUUUAGAAGCAGACACAGAGAUAAACGUGUGCAGUAUCAAAGAUAUAAGUCCAGAAGAUCAGGCUCAUACGUACGAAGGAGAGGCAGAGGUACAGAAGAAUGAUGCAGUGACACUGGAUGCUCAUCCAAAAGAGGAUAAAAUUACUGAAGAAACUCGAUUAGAAGAAGAAGAUGAUAAAAUGCAGCAUGAAGAUGAACAAGAUUUGGAAGCAGAAGACACUGAGAUAAAAGUGUGCAUAACUACAGAUAUUAGUCCAGUAGUGGAUGAUCACAAGCAGGAA